Messenger RNA from Tuber aestivum (summer truffle), 1539 nucleotides. NCBI's taxonomy places the organism in Eukaryota, Fungi, Ascomycota, Pezizomycetes, Pezizales, Tuberaceae. The record is from the annotation of a GenBank genome assembly.
AUGCCUCCUACACUCGGUGAAGCUGUUCCUAGUACUACUGUCUCCAUCGCCCCUCUCAUUCUCCUCAGCGCCUGUGAUCACUAUGGUCGCUCAGCAAAGGGAACUAGGAGAAGAGUGGUCGGUGUAUUACUUGGUCAAAAUAACGGAUUAGACGUUAGGGUAACAAAUAGUUUCGCCGGUACAGAGCCCAUCAUCUCCUUCAACCUAUUCCGAUGGAGAGCUAAUGCUGAUGAUGAUGACACCCGCAGUUCCAUUCGAAGAGGACGAAAAAGAUCCGGCGGUUUGGUUCCUUGACCACAAUUAUGUUGAGUCCAUGAACGAUAUGUUUAAGAAGGUCAACGCCCGUGAGAAGCUUAUCGGCUGGUAUCACUCUGGGCCCAAACUCCGCGCGUCUGAUCUCGAGAUAAACGAGCUAUUUAAACGAUACACACCCAACCCUUUACUGGUUAUCAUUGAUGUGGAGCCUAAGGAGCUCGGGGUACCUACCGAUGCUUACUUCGCUGUCGAGGAGAUCAAAGACGUAGGUUUUACCGCAAGCUAGAGCCUCUGAUUGGGUUUGGAGAUGGUGUUUGAUGUUUUUCUCUGAUGCUGGAAGCUUGGAUUAACGUUUCCGUUGGCAGGACGGGACCACCACUACCAAGACUUUUGUUCACACGCCAUCGAUAAUCGAGGCCGAGGAGGCGGAGGAGAUAGGUGUUGAGCAUUUGCUCCGCGACAUCCGAGACGUUGCCGUUGGCUCGUUAACCACUCGGGUCAACUCCCAACUCCAAUCUCUUCAAGGCCUCCAUCUCCGCCUCCGGGAUAUUGGAGCCUACCUUGAAAAAGUUCUUAGUGGCCAACUCCCAGUGAAUCAUGCUAUCCUUGGAAAUCUUCAAGACGUUUUCAACCUGUUACCCAAUCUUUCAACUCCAUCCUCGACAGACGGCGAAGAGGGUCACAACAACGAUUUGGCCCGGGCUAUGAGUGUCAAGACAAACGACCAACUGAUGGCCAUCUACGUUUCUUCGCUGAUCAGGGCUAUCAUUGCCUUCCACGACCUUAUCGAUAACAAAAUCAAGAAUCGGCAGGACCAGGCUGAGGAGAAGGAGAAAGAGGAAAAAGAACGAGCGGAGAAGGAGAAGAAGAUGGCCUCCUCUCCCGACAAGGAUGGUUCUUCCGAGAAGGGGAAGGAGGACUCACCUAAGGAGAAAAAGAAGGGAGACAAGGAAUAGACAUGACAUAAAUGUUAUAUAAAGGGCACUAUAUGUCGAAACUUUGGGAAAGUAAAGAAAGUGCCGGCCUGGAGGUCAUAUCCCCUGUAGCAUAACGACUAGAAUUCUGGUAUCUGGUCGUGCUUUUCCCCAAAACCUCUUUGUUAUGCGAAUGCAGGAUACCAAAGCCAACCUCAUGGUUUGGAUUGUCCCUACAGUAAUUCAAACGGGCUUCUGGCUAUUGUCCUAAACUCACUCAAAUUUCUCCCGAGAUCGCCCGCUCCCUCAAAGCGAUUAUCCGGGGCCAUGGAGCCUUCUCUUGUGCUCGAGUAUAGUGUCAGAAGGCAAU